Tinamus guttatus (white-throated tinamou) is the source of this 2020-nucleotide messenger RNA. Lineage: Eukaryota; Metazoa; Chordata; Aves; Tinamiformes; Tinamidae. The record is from RefSeq and is a predicted model, not a curated record.
CAGCCCCCGGCGCCAGCGGCCAAGAUGGAAGACUGUUUAUCCAAAAAAAUAGAAAUCACCGUUUCGGAAGCAGAAAAACGGACUGGGAGAAAUGCCAUGAACAUGCAAGAAACCUACACUGCUUACCUCAUCGAGACAAGAGCUGUGGAGUCCCAGAACGAAGGCCAGUGCUCCCCGGUGGACUCCCUGUGGCGACGUUACAGUGAAUUUGAAUUGCUGAGGAAUUAUUUGUUAGUAACUUUUCCUCAUAUUGUCGUUCCACCUUUGCCAGAAAAAAGGGCUGACUUUGUUUGGCACAAGCUAUCAGCAGAUAAUAUGGAUCCAGAUUUCGUGGAAAGACGAAGAAUUGGUUUGGAAAACUUCUUGUUACGUGUGGCUUCACAUCCUGUUCUUUGCCGGGACAACAUCUUUUAUUCAUUUUUAACACAGGAAAGUGGAUGGAAAGAAAUGGUGAAUGAGACUGGAUUUCAGCUAAAGGCAGAUUCCAGAUUAAAAGCUCUUAAUGCAACAUUCAGAGUGAAAAACCCAGACAAGAGGUUUACUGAGCUCAAACACUACAGCGAUGAACUGCAGUCUGUCAUAUCACACCUUCUGCGAGUCAGAGCUAGGGUAGCAGACCGGCUAUAUGGUGUCUAUAAAGUCCAUGGAAACUAUGGAAGAGUUUUCAGCGAGUGGAGUGCAAUAGAAAAGGAGAUGGGGGACGGGCUGCAGAGUGCUGGCCACCACAUGGAUGUAUACGCAGCUUCUAUCGAUGACAUACUGGAAGAAGAGGAGCAUUAUGCAGAUCAGCUGAAAGAAUAUCUCUUCUAUGCAGAAGCACUACGGGCAGUUUGCAGGAAACAUGAGUUAAUGCAGUAUGACUUGGAAAUGGCUGCACAGGACCUAACAUCUAAGAAACAGCAAUGUGAGGAGCUGGCAACAGGCACCGUGAGGACGUUCUCGCUGAAAGGGAUGACCAGCAAGCUCUUCGGGCAGGAGAACCCCGAGCAGAGGGAAGCCAAGAUAAAGGUCCUGGAGGAGCAGAUACAGGAAGGAGAAGAACAGCUUAAAUCUAAAAACCUGGAGGGCAGAGACUUUGUGAAAAGUGCCUGGGCUGACAUCGAACGGUUUAAGGAGCAGAAGAAUCAUGAUUUGAAGGAGGCACUUAUUAGCUAUGCUGUCAUGCAGAUUAGCAUGUGCAAAAAGGGAAUUCAAGUUUGGACAAAUGCAAAGGAAUGCUUCAGCAAGAUGUGAUUACCUGGAAGUGAAUUCUUCCUCCAAGUGCCAGAGAAUGGAAGCACAAGCGUGUAACACCAAUGUUAAGUUGCUAUAUGACUUGCAUAUAAAUCAUAAAAUAAAUGAGUUGAGUGAAUAGUUUUUCUUUCUGCUGAUUGUAAUUGCUAAUAAAGGACAAAAAGGACAUGUUCUUAAGCGUUUAGCCCUUGACUGCCAGGUAUGAGGCAUGUUUUAUAUGUGGUAGCAAAUAAUUCAGGGGUAAAAAAGUUAAUGAAAACUACAGCUCUGUGUUGGGGCAAAGGUACAGGGAAGGUUAUCCCAGGAAGUAUGAACUGAACUGUUCCAUCUGAGACUUCUGAAACACCAUGCUCUGUAUUGUGCAGAUCAUUUCCAGAUGCCCUUCUUUUCAGCCCUUGCUGUUUAGAAUUUGUAAUGCUCCAGGGUGUCUUGUUUUCCUUAAUGGGACACACAGUUGUGUUCUUGAGGCUUACACCAAGAGAGGACAAAAAAUGAAAUAUUAUAACACCUAGGGUUCAUAUUUAAAUGCCUUUGCAUGUCCAUAGAGAAAUGUGCUUUUCCAAAGUUCAGGUUAAGCAGUCUUAAGCUCCUGAAAUGUUUGAAACUCUCUACAGUAGAGGUGUUGUAUAAUGGUUUAACACAAUAUUCUGCAUUUAUUGGUUCCCACUUAAGUUUUUGUGCAGGCACUGCUUUCUUAUCAGAUUUCCUUCUGCAAGGAAAGGAGCCUGGUGAUCCAGCUGAGCAGCAAAACCAAAGUCAAGGCUGGCAGGCAGCAGGCGCAGCUCCC